Carassius auratus (goldfish) is the source of this 818-nucleotide messenger RNA. RefSeq names its product dynactin subunit 6 (gene dctn6). The transcript has 7 exons. Gene Ontology annotation, biological process: mitotic spindle organization. Bases 23 to 688 code for a protein of 221 amino acids. Gene Ontology annotation, cellular component: dynactin complex. The record is from RefSeq and is a predicted model, not a curated record. Gene Ontology annotation, molecular function: dynein complex binding. NCBI's taxonomy places the organism in Eukaryota, Metazoa, Chordata, Actinopteri, Cypriniformes, Cyprinidae.
CCUGUCUCAUCAGCUCUGACAGAUGACGUCAUCGAUCGCUCACACGCAUCAUCGCUCGCAGGCGGCUCAGUCGAGCAGCGACGUCAUCGAGCGCUUGAAGAUGGCGGAUCCGAGUGCAAAACAAACUGGACAGAAAAGUGUGAAGAUCGCGGCCGGAGCCGUCGUGUGUGUGGAGAGUGACAUCAGAGGAGACGUGACCAUCGGAGCGAGGACCGUGGUUCACCCGAAGGCGCGGAUCCUCGCUGAUGCCGGACCCAUCGUGAUCGGAGAAGGAAACCUGAUCGAGGAGCAAGCUCUGAUCAUCAACAGCUAUCCUGAAAACAUCCUUCCAGACGCAGAGGAUGUUGAACCCAAAACCAUGAGCAUCGGGAUCAAUAACGUAUUUGAAGUCGGCUGCGUGUCUCAGGCCUUAAAAAUGGGGGACAACAACGUCAUUGAAUCGAAAGCUGAGGUCGGGAGGAACGUGAUCCUGAGCAGCGGAUGCAUCGUUGGAGCGUGUUGUCAGGUGAACACAUGUGAGGUGAUUCCAGAAAACACGGUUAUCUACGGCUCUGAGUGUUUGAGACGCGUGCAGACGGAGAGACCGCAGCCUCAAACGCUGCAGCUGGAUUUCCUGAUGAAGAUAUUGCCCAAUUACCAUCAUCUGAAGAAAACAGUGAAAGGCAAUUCCACUCCGGCGAGAAGCUAAAACAUAAAAUAUAACGAGAGCAUGAACACAGAUCUGGCUUCGCUUACAGUGAUGUUUCUGUAUUUUAGUGUUGUAGGUUGUGUUGUAAGUUAUUGAUGGCACAUUAAAUCCUCUUUCAUGUGAAACUAGU